Molecule: messenger RNA, 762 nt
Organism: Colletotrichum chrysophilum
Lineage: Eukaryota; Fungi; Ascomycota; Sordariomycetes; Glomerellales; Glomerellaceae
Exons: 2
Coding region: 1-762 (253 amino acids)
Cellular component (GO): cytosol; nucleus
Source: RefSeq, a predicted model, not a curated record
AUGGGCUCCCAGGCACAGCGCAUUCGCCUCGCCAUCAUCGAGGCAGACACGCCGCAGCCGCAGACGAAUGCGCAGUAUGGCGGCUACGGCGGCGUCUUCACCUCACUCCUGCGCCUGGCCGCGCUCUCCUCUGAGCCGCCCGCGCCGCUGGAGUCGAUCCUCGAUAUCUCGGUCUACCACGCCGUCGGCGACGAGGCGGUCUACCCCGAGCUGGACUCCAUCGACGCCAUUCUCAUCUCGGGCAGCAAGCACAACUCCUUCGACAACGACCCGUGGAUCCUGAAGCUGGUCGACUUUACGAAGAAGUGCAUCGAGAGCGAUAGGGUGAGAGUCAUUGGUGUCUGCUUCGGCCACCAGAUCAUCGGCCGUGCGCUCGGGGUGGAGGUCAAGAGGAGUGAGCUGGGCUGGGAGGUGGCUGUUGUCGAUGUGAAUCUUACGGAGAAGGGCAAGGAGCUGUUCAAGUUGGAUAAGAUGCGCAUCCACCAAAUGCACCGCGACAUUGUCACUGCCAACCCUCCUGGCGCGGAGUCUCUUGCCUACACCGAUCUCUGCCCCGUCCAGGGCUUCUACGCGCCAAAGAAGUACAUCACCGUCCAGGGCCACCCCGAGUUCACCGGCCCUAUCGUCAGUGAAGUUCUCAACGUACGCCACAAGGCGGGUAUCUUUAGUGAUGAGAUGUUUACCGAUGCUAUCAACCGCGCCAAUAUCGAGCACGACGGUGUUGCUAUUGCGAGGGCUUUCCUGCGCUUCUUGAGGGAAUGA